CGCCUCUGUCACUGUCACCACUGACAGUUGAGCAAAACAGUCAUAGAGACUGACAUCUCCCAUCUCCUCGGUCUGACGAUGCCUCUCCAAUCCACCUUGUCUGGAAGGAGCACAAAGCCCAUCCAAGUCAUUAACACGCAGUCGGACGGGAAGUCAUAUGAACAACUGAGGCAGGAGUGUCUGCAGAAAAAUGUGCUGUUUGAAGACCUGGACUUCCCUGCCUGCGACUCCACUCUCUUCUACAGCCAGAGCGUGCCCCUCGAGUUUGAAUGGAAGAGACCCAGGGAGCUCUGCGAGAACCCCAAGUUCAUCGUCGGUGAUGCCAACCGGACAGAUGUAUGUCAAGGACAACUGGGGGACUGCUGGCUCCUGGCAGCCAUUGCCUCUCUGACCCUCCAUAAAGAUGCCCUGGCCAGAGUUGUGCCCCACGACCAGGGGUUUGACCACCGCUAUGCCGGCAUCUUCCAUUUUCAGUUCUGGCAGCACAACAAGUGGUUGGAUGUUGUGGUGGACGAUCGGCUGCCCUCGGUCAGAAACAGGCUGGUCAUGGUUCAUUCUGCCUCCAACAACGAGUUCUGGAGCGCGCUGCUGGAGAAAGCUUAUGCCAAAUUGCAUGGGAGUUACGAGUCUAUGAAAGGGGGCAGCACAAUGGAGGCCAUGGAGGACUUCACGGGUGGUGUAGGGGAAAUAUACGAGACCAAGAAAGCUCCAGGCAACCUCUUCGCCAUCAUGAAGAAGGCACUUGACAGAGGCUCCAUGCUGGGAUGCUCUAUUGAUAUCUCCAGUUCUGCCGAGUCAGAGGCUCAGACCACCAGCGGCCUGGUGAAGGGACAUGCCUACUCCAUCACAGGCCUGGAAGAGGUGAAAUACAGAGGAGGAAAGGUCAAACUGAUCCGCAUUCGUAACCCGUGGGGACAGGUGGAAUGGAACGGUCCCUGGAGCGACAAAUCUCGAGAAUGGGACCUGGUGGACAGAGCUGAGAAAAUGCGCAUCCUUCAGAACUCCACAGAUGACGGUGAAUUCUGGAUGGAGUUUGAGGACUUUAAAAACAACUACGACAAGGUGGAGAUCUGCAACAUGACUCCCGACUCUCUGACCGACAACACCAAGCGACACUGGGAAGUCAGCCUGUUUGAAGGCAACUGGAUUCGCGGUUCCACUGCUGGAGGCUGCAGGAACUUUAUUGACACAUUUUGGACCAACCCUCAGUUCAAGUUAAUGCUGGAGGACACUGAUGAUGAUGAUGACGUCUGCAGCGUGGUCAUCGCACUUAUGCAGAAAAACAGACGAAGGCUGAGAAAGGAGGGCCUCGACCUGGAGACUAUUGGCUUUGCUGUUUAUGAGGCCCCAGAUGACGUGGACCACCUGGGAAAGGACUUUUUCCGCUACCACGCAUCCAAGGCCCGCAGCAGGACCUACAUUAACAUGAGGGAAGUGUCGGAGCGCUUCACCCUCCCUCCUGGAAAAUACCUGCUGGUCCCCACCACCUUCCAGCCCCACCACGAAGCAGACUUCCUCAUUCGCAUCUUCUCUGAGAAAGCGGCCAGUGCCUUAGAGAUGGGGAACACUGUUGAUGCCGACUUGCCAGAUCCCCCCAUGCCCAGUCCACCAGAGGAGGAGACCGAUGAGGAGAGAAGUUUGAGAAGGCUUUUUGAACAGCUGGCUGGCUCAGAUGAGGCCAUCUCUGCUAGAGAGCUCCAGCAGAUGUUGAAUGGAGUGCUCAGCAGAAGAAGAGAGAUCCAGUUUGAUGGCCUGAGUCUCAGCACUUGUCACAGUAUCAUCAACCUAAUGGAUGUUGACAACACAGGGAAGCUUGAGUUUCAAGAAUUUAAAAUCUUCUGGGAAAAGAUGAAGAAAUGGAUUAUGCUUUUCCUGUCAUUUGACACUGACCGCUCAGGGAAGAUGUCCUCCUAUGAGCUCCGCAUCGCUCUCAAGGCUGCAGGCAUGCAUCUCAACACCAAACUCCUGCAGCUGCUGGGUUUAAGAUUUGCAGACUCCAACUACGACAUCGACUUUGACGACUACCUCACCUGCAUCGUCCGUCUGGAGAAUAUGUUCAGAGUUUUCCAAGCCCUGGAUAUGAGCAAAAGGGGAAAGGUGAACAUGAACAUGCUACAGUUCCUGAUGUUGUCGAUGAACGUUUGAAGAGAAACUAAGGAGAAAUGGAAGCCAGCAGAAGAACAAAGGAUGAGAUGGCUUUUAGAGUGCAAUGUGUGUUGAAUGAAUAUGACUAUAUUAACAUACGUACCUGUCAUUUCUUUUUAAUGAUGAAGAGCAUUUAAUGCUUUCUUCUUUUCAUAGACCUUUCUUCAUUUUCCAGUGAAACUACAAACAGAUUAUGCAGGAUUGAAGGGGGAGUUUAGAUAACCUUGUUUGAUAAAAUAUACCUUUACAUUAAUUGCAGACUGCAAGAAGCCUGCAAGAACAGAAUGAACUAAUGCGUAAAAAAUUAAAAUAAAGCAUCUGUAUUUGAA
Molecule: messenger RNA, 2474 nt
Organism: Lampris incognitus (smalleye Pacific opah)
Lineage: Eukaryota; Metazoa; Chordata; Actinopteri; Lampriformes; Lampridae
Gene: capn9
Product: calpain 9
Exons: 20
Coding region: 79-2145 (688 amino acids)
Biological process (GO): proteolysis
Cellular component (GO): cytoplasm
Molecular function (GO): calcium ion binding; calcium-dependent cysteine-type endopeptidase activity
Source: RefSeq, a predicted model, not a curated record